AUGUAUGGAAUCUCUACGAAACAUCCACCCGCUUGUGUUGAACCAACAACAUACAUAUUUGAAGGCACACUUCGCCCCCCGGGUCUGAUCGGAGGCAGCAAGCCCAAGGUAGCCACACCCGCCGUAGUGUCCAAGAUAGAGCAGUACAAGAGGGAGAAUCCAACCAUCUUCGCCUGGGAGAUACGCGAGAGACUUAUCUCAGAAGGAGUGUGCACCAAUGCCACAGCGCCCUCCGUCAGCAGUAUCAACCGCAUACUGCGGAACAGGGCGGCUGAGAGGGCGGCGGCGGAGUUCGCGAGGGCGGCAGGCUACGGGCUGUACCACCCUCCAGCCGCCCACCCUUACGCCUCCUUCCCCUGGCCACCUCCAGGGCUGUGGUCCGCCCCUACGCCGCCUCCACAACAACUCAGGGCACCGGGCAGUCCGGGCGACCUCAUGCCUCGCCUGAUGGGAGACCUUGACGCCAAAGACGACGAGAGUGCGAGCAGCGCGGAUGGCUCAGAACAGCCAAAGUUCCGGAGGAAUCGCACAACCUUCUCCCCUGACCAGCUGGACGAACUGGAGAAAGAGUUUGACAAGAGUCACUACCCUUGUGUGUCGACGAGAGAGCGACUGGCGGCCAAGACCAGCCUCAGCGAGGCCAGAGUCCAGGUGUGGUUUUCCAACAGACGAGCCAAGUGGAGGCGCCACCAGAGGAUGAACCUGCUCAAAUCUAGGAGAGCGGGAGCCACCAGCGCCACCAGUCAGGGACGUCAGGGCGCCACCACCUCGGAGACACCUCUAACCCCACCAUGGGCGCCCCGUCACAUGGGAGGGGAACACAGCGCGUUCAAAGCGUUCCCACAGACAGCGACGGAGGGUGAACGAAGAUACGCUUCUUCGGAAACGUCUGAGGAAAUCAACGUGACGACGGACGACGAAGACUCAAACCUCGGCGAGGACCGAGGGAGCGAAGAACUCAGCAAGUUAUCACAGGCUGACGUCAGAGCGUCCAUAGAGUCCUGGCGGGAGAUGGCGGCGCUGAACGUGCUGAGGGGUGAUCCGUCCAUGUUCUCACCUCCGCCUUCGCUAGGAGAACCUCUGUAUCCUUCUCCGACACAACCCUUACCUCUCACUAAACACGACAGACUGUGACCAGGACUAACGCAUAUCGUAUGGGAUAAGUUACAUUCCUUUUAGCUGUUAGUAUAAUUUAUUACGUAAUUGUGACGAAGGCUUAAUUCAAUUAUAUCUCUUUUUGAAAAUUAAAUAUAUCAA
Molecule: messenger RNA, 1257 nt
Organism: Macrosteles quadrilineatus (aster leafhopper)
Lineage: Eukaryota; Metazoa; Arthropoda; Insecta; Hemiptera; Cicadellidae
Product: paired box protein Pax-6-like
Exons: 5
Coding region: 1-1134 (377 amino acids)
Biological process (GO): regulation of transcription by RNA polymerase II; anatomical structure development
Molecular function (GO): RNA polymerase II cis-regulatory region sequence-specific DNA binding; DNA-binding transcription factor activity, RNA polymerase II-specific
Source: RefSeq, a predicted model, not a curated record